Cynocephalus volans (Philippine flying lemur) is the source of this 3480-nucleotide messenger RNA. RefSeq names its product RAD51 associated protein 2 (gene RAD51AP2). The record is from RefSeq and is a predicted model, not a curated record. Lineage: Eukaryota; Metazoa; Chordata; Mammalia; Dermoptera; Cynocephalidae. The transcript is spliced from 3 exons. The coding region runs from base 1 to 3480 and encodes 1159 amino acids.
AUGUCGCUCACGCGCCCCACGCAGCGGGUUGCCGAGCUCAGGGGGCCGGCCUCCUCUUUCCCGCUUCCCGAGGAGGACCCCGAUUCCCAGCCACCCAGCAGCAAGCGGCUCCGUGUAGAGGAACCUGACCGUGUCUCUGAGGCGGAGUGGCGGCUGCCUUUGGUGCCUGUCUUGUCUGAGGUGGAAAAGGCCCGGCAGUUGUCUCCCAGACCCUUUGAGGCGCGCCUUGUUUCAAAGGAUGCCUUUUUUGAUAACUCCACAGACUUCUGUGUGGAGAAGUCAGGUAGUGGGAAGCCCAUAUGUAAUCUGGGAUGCCAAAAUUGCAAAAUUCAGAAGAAUAGCGGUCCGCAGUCUCUUCCCUCACCAAGUUUUGAUUCUGACUUGAGGGCUUCGGGAAGGUCUGAACCAAGACCUCAUGACAAAGAGGUUUUUGGUGUGCACUGCGGUGACAGACCUAAAGCAGCGGUGAGCCAACUUCUGGUCAACACCUCCAAACACGGUGUACAUGAAGUGAAACAUGACGAUCGAAAACAAUGUUUAGUCCAAGAGAGAGACAAUAUUCUGAAAGACAAUAGUUAUAUAAAACAGACAGAAAAUCCAUUUUUAGAUGUUACCUUUUACGAGGAAACUAAAUCAACAUUUCAUGAAAUGAAGAACAGAUGUAAAGCCGACAAUGUUAUGCCAUCCAAUAAAAAAGAACAUAACAUUUCAUCGUCUGUACUAAAAAUAUCCAAAUCUCAAAACCAGCCCAGCUUGGAAAUUGCCAAACCCAGCUCUUUCAGAGAUGGCAGCACAAUAAGUAUCCCGAAGUUUCCAACGUACUUAAAUAGAAAAAUGUCCUCUGUCUAUUUAGAGGAAAUAGCAAAGAAAAAGAAUGACAAAAACGAGGCAUAUGUUAGGGAUUUCACAAACAUUUACUGGUCCCAAAAUAGACCUGAUGUUAAGAAGCAACAGCUACAGGCUAAUAAAAAAAUUGUGGUUACAGAAAAUAUUUUUCCUGAGUGUUAUGGAAGUAACUACCAGGCACUCAGCAACCAAAAGAACUGUGAGAGAAAAAAAGUCUUGAUCAGUUCAAACUACUAUAAUCACAGUAGUAUCAAGUGUGAUGUAAGAGGCUCUACAAAGAAUUUGACUCUAGUACUAGAAAAUGCAAAUUGGCAGGAAGCAGAAACAUGUCUCAACAGUUACAUACCUAUCCCUUUGGAAAAAUCUGAAAGCUGGGACUAUAACAUUAGACAUAUUUUGAGAAGAAAUAGUGAAAAUUGUUGGAUUAUGAAUAAUUACAAGAUGAAAUGUGAAAAUAUAAAAACAACUGAAGAAAAAUUGAAUUUGCUACAUUUAUUCAAAAUAGACCUUUUAAGUGAGGAAGAUUAUCACAAUACAGAAGUCAUGAAUGUGUGUAAAGAACAAUUAAAGCCUCUGAUGAUAGAAAUACUGGAUAGCCAAAAAACUUUAAUAAAAAUUGCUUGGUUAAAUGGUAAAGAAGAAAAUGAUAAUAUGUCACAGCUGAGAUAUGAUACUGCACAAAAAGACUUUCAUUUAAGCAAUAUUUUUGAAAGUUUUAUUACAGGAAUUCUUCAUUUCCUUAAAAGUAUUUCAGGAAAUCAAAAAGACAAUAGUAUUUUAACAUGGUAUAAAAUUUUGACAUGUGAAAAGCAAACUGGUGUUCAAGAUCUAAUAACGAGGAAUAAGAACGUCAAUAUAAAGAGUGGCAUUUUAAGCAUAUAUUUACUAACCAAUGUUUCAGAACCUUUAAAUAUCAUAUUGAAAACCAACAUAGCUUCUUUGCUCAGUGACUUUGACUCUUUAACAAGAAUUGAAAAUGAUAUUGAAUUAGAAGAGGGAUGUAUUUUCAAAAGAAUAGUGUAUUUGAAUCAUCAAAAAAAUCUUAUUGUGGAAAAUUAUCCUGCACAUCUAGUAAGAAUUUUAACUUUUUCAAGACCAUUAGAAGAUAAUAUGAAACCUAUUGUAAAGAAGAGAAAGCUAUUUAAAACCGAACAAGUUUUUGAAGGGUCUAAGAAAAAACCUAAUUCCUUCAGUAUGACAACUACAAAUAUACAUUUUCCAAUUUUUGAAACAUAUGAAAAAAUUCCUCUUUUAAUGGACUUUGAUGACAUGGAAGAAACUUAUUUGACAAAAAAGUUUAGUUAUAAGAAUGUGAGUUGUCCUGAACAACUCAUGAAUGUGGAAAAUUUGGCUCACUGUAGUUCUAGUAUUGUUAAGACAUAUGUUAAGUCUUGUCCUCAAUUUAUAUGGAACAACCAUUUAUAUGUUAAUGGAAAAUUUUAUAAAAUAAAUAUGCACAACCAAGAUUUAGACACUGAAAGAAAACAGGAGCAUAGUAAGAUCAGUAGCUUUAAUUCUCAGUGCAUAUUUGAAGAUUUUUUCAAUAUUAGGCAACAGGCCAUACUGACAAGCUAUAAUACAAUACAUAGUAAACAGACCAAUACUAUGACUAUAACUCAGGUGCUAAAUUUCAGGAACUCACAAAGUGAAAUAGGAGAAAAAAAAGAAAACUUAAUUUUAAAGGAGCAAGUAAAAGUCACAGCACAAUGUUUAGCGAAUAGUUGCCAAGUUCAUAAAGAUAUUAAGAUAGAAAAUGAAGAGAAAGAUAGUUUUUCCCCAAUGGAUGAUAUGUUUUCUGUGCAGUCAGUUUCAUUAAUGAGUAAGAAAGUAAAUGGGGAAGAAACUAAAUAUGUUAAUGAAAAUUACAUAGCCAACAGAAAUGAAUGUGAGAGCAUUUUGCAAAAAAGUCAGUUAGCUAAUUCAAAGCAUUUUUAUCCAAAAAAUGACUCUACAUUAUGUGUUAAUCAUCAAUUUGAAACUGAUUUAAGUGAAGAGAACAAUGAAUGUUUUCAGGACUUAACUGCUAAAUGUUUGUCAACAGAAGCUCUGACAAUAGACAAAGAUUUUGAGAUGAAGAGUAAAUUUGAUUUAGUUCUUGAAGAACUUCGUAUGUUUCAUGAAAUUAGUAAGGAAGACGAAAUUCUAAGCACUGUGGAAGCAAACAAUGGGCAACAAAAUUACUUUGGAGAAAAUAAUGAUGUUGAGGAGGAAAAAAAGGAGAUAGAAAAAGAUUUGAAAAUGGUUGCAGUUGACAAAAUAUGUGCAUCUUCUUUGCUCUGUGAUACUAUAGCGGGUUCUAAUAUGCAUAAAAGACACCAAAGUUUAUUUAAAUGGAAAACAGUACCCAAUAAUGGAGAACAGCAAGUUCCUAAUAAGUAUAGAUGUCUGAAAACAUCAGAGGAAGAAUUACUCUAUUCUACUUCUGAGGAAGAUUGUGAAAAACCUUUACCUAAAAGACCCGCCUUUUUUUCUGAUGAAUGCAAGGAAGAAAAAUUUAAUUAUAUUUCGAGAGGAGGUAGUCAUUUUUCACACGGCAUUUCAAGAAUACAACCUCUUAAGACAUGCAGUCGACCAAUCAGGAUUGGUUUGUCAAGGAAAGCUAGACUUAAACAACUUCAUCCAUAUCUGAAAUAA